CUCUGAGUCACAAUGUUCAUGGGACUUUGUGACUCGGAAAAAGAGAUGAACUUUACUGUUUUUCACUUUUCUCCAGUUGUCCUAAAUCCUCCUUUUCUCAUAUAGAAGCGGAUAAUAAUUAAGGGGCCAAUUGGUCGAACUGCAGCCCCUCCCCCCACCCCCAUCUGGACUUUGGAUUUUUUGGAAGAGGUUGUUAGAAUGCAGUGGGACGAAAAGUUUUCAGCAAUCCGAAGAAACGAGUGUCUUUGUUCAGUACAGGGGCCAGAAGUUUUGACUUUCUCGAACGUACAGAGUAAUGUUGGCUCAAUUAAGAAACAUCAGGGAGAUAAAUUCAACCCAUUGUGUCUAAAAAUGACUACAAAACGAAGUUUGUUUGUGCGGUUGGUGCCAUGUCGCUGUCUACGAGGGGAAGAGGAGACUGUCACUACUCUUGAUUAUUCUCAUUGCAGCUUGGAACAAGUUCCCAAAGAGAUUUUUAAUUUUGAAAAAACCUUGGAGGAGCUCUAUUUAGAUGCUAAUCAGAUUGAAGAGCUUCCAAAGCAACUUUUUAACUGUCAGUCUUUACACAAACUGAGUUUGCCAGACAAUGAUUUAACAACGUUACCAGCAUCCAUUGCGAACCUUAUUAAUCUCAGGGAACUGGAUGUCAGCAAGAAUGGAAUACAGGAGUUUCCAGAAAAUAUAAAAAAUUGUAAAGUUUUGACUGUUGUGGAGGCCAGUGUAAACCCUAUUUCUAAGCUCCCUGAUGGAUUUUCUCAGCUGUUAAACCUAACCCAGUUGUACCUGAAUGAUGCUUUCCUUGAGUUCUUGCCAGCUAAUUUUGGCAGAUUAACUAAACUCCAAAUAUUAGAACUUAGAGAAAACCAGUUAAAAAUGUUGCCUAAAACCAUGAAUAGACUGACCCAGCUGGAAAGACUGGAUUUGGGAAGUAACGAAUUCACGGAAGUGCCUGAAGUACUUGAGCAACUAAGUGGAUUAAAAGAGUUUUGGAUGGAUGCUAAUAGACUGACUUUUAUUCCAGGGUUUAUUGGUAGUUUGAAACAGCUCACAUAUUUGGAUGUUUCUAAAAAUAAUAUUGAAAUGGUUGAAGAAGGAAUUUCAGCAUGUGAAAACCUUCAGGACCUCCUGUUAUCAAGCAAUUCGCUUCAGCAGCUUCCUGAGACUAUUGGUUUGUUGAAGAAUAUAACAACUCUUAAAAUAGAUGAAAACCAGUUAAUGUAUCUACCAGACUCUAUAGGAGGGUUAAUAUCAGUAGAAGAACUGGAUUGUAGUUUUAAUGAAGUUGAAGCUUUGCCUUCAUCUAUUGGGCAGCUUACUAACUUAAGAACUUUUGCCGCUGAUCAUAAUUACUUACAACAGUUGCCCCCUGAGAUUGGAAGCUGGAAAAAUAUAACUGUGCUGUUUCUCCAUUCCAAUAAACUUGAGACACUUCCAGAGGAAAUGGGUGAUAUGCAAAAAUUAAAAGUCAUUAAUUUAAGUGACAAUAGAUUAAAAAAUUUGCCCUUUAGCUUUACAAAGCUACAGCAAUUGACAGCUAUGUGGCUCUCAGAUAAUCAGUCCAAACCCCUGAUACCUCUUCAAAAAGAAACUGAUUCAGAGACCCAGAAAAUGGUGCUUACUAACUACAUGUUCCCUCAACAGCCAAGGACUGAGGAUGUUAUGUUUAUAUCAGAUAAUGAAAGUUUUAACCCUUCAUUGUGGGAGGAACAGAGGAAACAGCGGGCUCAAGUUGCAUUUGAAUGUGAUGAAGACAAAGAUGAAAGGGAGGCACCUCCCAGGGAGGGAAAUUUAAAAAGAUAUCCAACACCAUACCCAGAUGAGCUUAAGAAUAUGGUCAAAACUGUUCAAACCAUUGUACAUAGAUUAAAAGAUGAAGAGACCAGUGAAGACUCUGGAAAAGAUGUGAAACCACACGAAGAUCAACAAGAUAUAAAUAAAGAUGGAGAUGUGAAGACCUCAGAAAGUACAACUACAGUAAAAAGCAAAGUUGAUGAAAAAGAAAAGUAUAUGAUAGGGAACUCUAUACAGAAGAUCAGUGAACCUGAAGCUGAGAUUAGUCCUGGGAGUUUACCAGUGACUGCAAAUAUGAAAGCCUCUGAGAACUUGAAGCAUAUUGUUAACCAUGAUGAUGUUUUUGAGGAAUCUGAAGAACUUUCUUCUGAUGAAGAGAUGAAAAUGGCAGAGAUGCGACCACCAUUAAUUGAAACCUCUAUUAACCAGCCAAAAGUCGUAGCACUUAGUAAUAACAAAAAAGAUGAUACAAAGGAAAUAGAUUCCUUAUCCGAUGAAGUUACACACAAUAGCAAUCAGAAUAAUAGCAAUUGUUCUUCUCCAUCUCGGAUGUCUGAUUCAGUUUCUCUUAAUACUGAUAGUAGUCAAGACACCUCACUCUGCUCUCCGGUGAAACAAACUCAUAUUGAUAUGAAUUCCAAAAUCAGGCAAGAAGAUGAAAAUUUUAACAGCCUUUUACAAAAUGGAGAUAUUUUAAACAAUUCAACAGAGGAAAAGUUCAAAGUUCAUGAUAAAAAAGAUUUUAACUUACCUGAAUAUGAUUUGAAUAUUGAAGAGCAAUUAGUUCUAAUUGAGAAAAGUGUUGAUUCAACACCCACAGCUGAUGACACUCACAAAUUAGAUCACAUCAAUAUGAAUCUUAAUAAGCUUAUAACUAAUGAUACAUUUCAACCAGAUAUCAUGGAAAGAUCAAAAACACAGGCUAUCACGCUUGGAACAGACUUUUUAAGCAUUAAUUCUAAAGAGGAAACUCAGCACUUGGAAAAUGGAAAUAGGUAUCCUAAUCUAGAAUCCGUAAAUAAGGUAAAUGGACACUCUGAGGAAACGUCACAGUCUCCUAAUAGAACUGAACCACAUGACACUGAUUGUUCUGUUGACUUAGGUAUUUCCAAAAGCACUGAAGAUCUCUCCCCUCAGAAAAGUGGUCCAGCUGGAUCUGUUGUGAAAUCUCAUAGCAUAACUAAUAUGGAAAUUGGAGAGCUAAAAAUCUAUGACAUUCAUAGUGAUAAUGGACCUCAGCAGCCAAAUACAGCAGUUAAAAUGACAUCUGCUGUCGAUGGAAAAAAUAUAGUCAGGAGCAAGUCUGCCACAUUGUUGUGUGAUCAGCCAUUGCAGGUAUUUAUCGGUUCUUCGUCAUCUUCUGAUUUAAUAUCAGGAACAAAAGCAAUUUUCAAGUUUGAUUCAAAUCAUAAUCCCGAAGAGCCAAAUACAAUAAGAGGCCCCACAAUUGGCCCACAAUCUACACCUCAAUUAUAUGGUCCUCCACAGUAUAAUAUCCAAUAUAGUAGCAGUGCUGCAGUCAAAGACACUUUGUGGCACUCCAAACAAAAUCCCCAGAUAGAUCAUGCCAGUUUUGCGUCUCAGCGCCUUCCUAGAUCAGAGAGUACAGAAAAUCAAAGUUAUGUUAAACAUUCUGCCAAUAUGAAUUUCUCUAAUCAUAACAAUGUGCGAGCUAAUACUGCAUACCAUUUACAUCAGAGACUUGGCUCAGCCAGACAUGGGGAAAUGUGGGCCAUCUCACCAAAUGACCGACUUAUUCCUGCAGUAACUCGAAGUACAAUUCAGCGACAAAGUAGUGUGUCCUCCACAGCCUCUGUAAAUCUUGGUGAUCCAGGUCCUACAAGGCGGGCCCAGAUUCCUGAAGGAGAUUAUUUAUCAUACAGAGAGUUCCACUCAGUGGGAAGAACUCCUCCAGUGAUGCCAGGAUCACAGAGACCUCUUUCUGCACGAACAUACAGCAUUGAUGGUCCGAAUGCAUCAAGGCCUCAGAGUGCUCGACCCUCUGUUAAUGAAAUACCAGAGAGAACUAUGUCAGUUAGUGAUUUCAAUUAUUCACGGACUAGUCCUUCAAAAAGACCAAAUGCAAGGGUUGGUUCUGAGCAUUCUUUAUUAGAUCCUCCAGGAAAAAGUAAAGUUCCUCAUGAUUGGAGAGAACAGGUACUUCGACAUAUUGAAGCCAAAAAGUUAGAAAAGACAGAGUCUCGCUCUGUUGCCCAGGCUGGAGUACAGAGGCGUGAUCUUGGCUCACAACCACCUCCGCCUCCCAGGUUCAAGCGAUUCUCCUGCCUCAGCCUCCUGAGUAUCUGGGUCUACAGGUGUACGUCACCACGCCUGGCUAUUUUUUGUAUUUCUAGUAGAGAGAGGAUUUCACUCUGUUGGCCAGGCUCGAACUCCAUACCUCGUGAUCCGCCUGCCAUGGCCUCCCAGAGUGCUGGGAUUAAAGGCAUGAGCAACUGUGCCUUGACCUAACAUGUGUUCUGCAACUUCAAUUAGCCAUUUAAAAAAAACGUCUUAAAUAAAAUUUUCAGAAAUGGCUAAAAUAUAUGAUUUGUAUUUCAUAUAAGUUUACAUGAAAUGUCAGCCUAUAAUUUUUCUUUUUAGUGCAAUCCUCUCAACUUUAAAUAAACUUUAAAUUGGUAAACAUCCAUAAGCAUUAGGCUACUUCAUUCUCAUCUAUCCAUUUUAUUUCAGCUAGUAGUUCUGUACACACUGUUGAGGCUAUUUGAACUUGUGUGCUUUUUCUAAAGCAUUUAGAAAUUUCUUAAGCAGGUGUAUUUUAUAAAUAAAUUUCUGGUGAUGGUGUGAAACUAGAUUUUAGAGAUUGAGUUAUGAUGCCAUUUAAUGAUCUAGAAAAAAAUAUGUGAACUGUUCCCAGUGGGGUUAAGACAAAUGAGUUCAAGAGAGAGUUCUGAAAUAGACUUUACAAGAAUUUACAACAAGAAUUUACUUGUGAUUGAAUAUUUCUAUAAUCAGAAAGGAAAAGGGAUAAAGCUUGAGAUUAUUGUACCUUGUAUUACUGGCUGUUGGGAAUGUCUUUAGCUAUUACUGGGCAUAGAGAGAGAUGUAGGAGAUUUGUAGGAGAUUUGGAAGAAGGGAUGAGUUCGCUUUUUAUGUUCUGUAUAGUUUACAUCUUAUAUGGCUGUUCUACUUCUUUCAUGUCUGACAGAGAUAUACCUGGGUAAAUAAGAAGCAAGCAGUAACUAUCUCAUCAUUCAGUGUGCCACUCAGUUGUUUUUAAUUGCCUAAAAUAUUUACGUAUUUUUAAAUUUGUGGUAUAGUUUCUUGAAGAGUAUAUGGCAGUAGUUUCUCAGUUGUGUCCACUGGUAAUUUAGAGGUGUGAAUUAGUUGAUUGAAACUAAAGAGAAACCUUGUGAGAAAAGAAACAGGUCAAACUGUGCCUGAACACAAAUCUGCAGCUGAUAACUCCCAUUUCCAAGGAUAUCACACUUUGAAGUUAUGAGGGGUGCUUCUUCUCUCAUCAUAUGCGUGCCCAGACACCCACCUUCCAGACUACUAGUUGACUACACUAUAGUGUAUUCUAGCUCAUCUGUUGGGAAGCACUUGUAACAAAUACCAAAGUCUAUAUCCUGCCAUUACUGUAGCUCUACUAUAUUCCUUCUAGGGUAUUUUAUUCUCCAUGUCUUUCUUAAAUGGGUGUUGUGUGUGCCUCUUAGUUCUUAAGAAGUAUUCAUAUGUGAGACUGCUUUUACUUAACGUAUGUGAAAGUUUUAUUUUAAAUGGAUUCAUAUGUUUUAUAAAUCACAUUUUUUUUUUUUUGAGACGGAGUUUCACUCUUGUUACCCAGGCUGGAGUGCAAUGGCGCAAUCUCGGCUCACCGCAACCUCCGCCUCCUGGGUUCAGGCAAUUCUGCCUCAGCCUCCCGAGUAGCUGGGAUUACAGGCACGCGCCACCGUGCCCAGCUAAUUUUUGUAUUUUUAGUAGAGAUGGGGUUUCAGCAUGUUGACCAGGAUGGUCUCGAUCUCCUGACCUCGUGAUCCACCCGCCUCAGCCUCCCAAAGUAUAAACUACAUUUUUAAAGAAUUUAAAUUUUUAAAUAAUUUUUUACUUUUUAAAUUUUUUUCAAAUAUGCAAUUAGAGAGACAUUUUAUAUGUCAAAAAUAUAUUACAAAUAAUACCAUAACAUUUCAGAAUCCUAGCUCUGAUGCUCAGUUAGCUACUUGGACCAGUAACUUUGACUUUCCUUAUAUUGGUUGCUUCAUGUGUAUAUUAGGUGCAAUGAAAGGAACUACUAGAAUUAUUUAAAAACUAAAUGGGUUAAUACAUGCAAAGCACUUAGAAUGGUACCUGGCAUGUAUAACUAAUUGCUAAAUAAGUAUUUGUUGUUAUUAUCGUCAUCAUAUCACUAUCUUUUAAAUAUAAAAAAAUCAGCUGAUUAAAUUUGUUUAAACAAUCAAAUCCUUUAUUGUGUAGUAGGUUAUUUUAUGAUGGUAAAAUAAUUGUGUUUUUCUUAAUAUUUUAAAUAUAGUUCCUAAUUUUAAAAUAUAAAUAGAUUUCUUAUAUCAAAGAUUAAGGUCUUUUUAGAAAGUAAAGAUAGUCUCUGUAUGUUUAGAUUGUAAAAAUUUGUUUUAAAUACCUAUUUAUCAAGGAUGAUGAUCUUGAAUAAUAUUUCUUUUAAUAUAUUUAUCUGUCAAAACAAUACCAAUAAAAUGUCAAUAGAGACAUUCGUAUUUAUGCAUACAUACACACAAUAACAAAAAUAGAAGUUCCAAAAGAAAUUUGAUACUUCAUGAUUUCAUUAUUAGUCAUUAUCUCCAGAAAAUAUAGUUCAGAAAAUUAUUUCAUAAUUUAGGAAAUAACUGUGGUUCAAAAGAUGAAAUUUUAAUGUAUAGCUAGUAAUUAUAUGCGAUGAGAUUUGGGGACUUUUUGAUAAAUUUCUAAAAUGUUUUCAUUUUGAAAGAUAAAAUGGUGUGACAAAUGCAAGAGUAGUCACAGAAGAUGGGCUUAUUCAAGAAACAGUGCUUUUUGAAAAACAAAAUUUUUAUAAAUAGGAUUAAGAUUAAUAGGUAAAGAUAAAAGUUAUAUCAAGGAGGAGUUCUGAGAGCAGAGAAGAGACAAGGAGUUCAACCUGGUUGAAUUAGGGAUUUAUUUUGAGAAUAUUUGAUAAUAAAGUUUGGGCCAGAUUAUGGAUAUUAGAAAGUCAUAAUAUGUAACAGUUCAGUUUAUUUAGUAUUUACAAAGUGCCAGAGCUAUCACUGUAAAAUUACCUAGCCAUACAAAUGUUUUUCAGUUCACAUGAGUCCUGUGUGAUAUUUUUAUUAUCUCAUUUUACCAUAAGGAAAUUUAGGCAUAGAAUAGUCAAGUAAUUUUCCCAGGAUGAUGUGUGUUAUGUAGUGGAGAGGAAACAACCUUAAAGCCUAUCAGAAGAAUUUCAAGUUGACACAAUAAACAAUAGAGAGCCACUGUUAUUUCAUGAGCAGAUAGAGUAUUUUAGGAUCUCUUUGGGAAAAGGGUUCAGGAUGAAUUGAUAAGAAGUAGUUUAGGAAACACUUUCAAUAAUAAAACAGCCAAAUAAUAGAUACUUGAGCUAGGGUUUCAGUUCUAGUGUUGUGAGUCUGAAAAACACUUGGGUUAAAAUUAUUUAGUUUUAGGGAUUAAAUAAGAAAAAUAUUCAAGAGGUAGCCAAGGUUUCUGAUUUGGGAUAUUUAAUCAUCAACCUUAUUUAUUUUAUUUAUUUUUUAAUAGAGACAGGGUCUUGCUAUGAUGCCCAGGCUAGUCUCAAACUCCUGGCCUCAAGCAAUCUUCUCGCCUCAGCCUCCCAAAGUGCUGGGAUUACAGAUGUGAGCUACCAUGCCCUGCCAAAUAUUUUUUUUUUAAAAGAUCUGGUAGUUAGGGAAAUGAAGUCUUUAAAGCAUUGUGGUAUAGUAUAAAAGUUUGGCAAAAAAUUAACUUAGUUGGUUUUGAAUGUAUUGAUUUUGAUGUGAUGAUAAUGUGUCCAAGUAAUAUGGAACACAAUCCGAUACUACAGUAAGUAAUGCAAAUUUGAGAUACAAACCAUGUGAUGAUGAGUGAAUUUUUCUAAGCAGUAAUUAUGUGGGAUAAGAAAAAAGUGUGUUGUUAAGAGAUACUGAAAAGAUAUAUUGUUUUAGGUUAGGUAAUGUUAAAUUGCUAAGAUUGCUAGACAUGCUUAUUAUCCCAAAGUACAGUCCAUUCCAAUUCAGUGAUACGUACAUACUUAAGAUUUCGGUAUCUUUCCCCAUUCUGCCUACCAUUAACUGCUAGAAAUUUAUUAUUUUAAGGCAGGAUGGUUUGAAUAACUAACUUGUACCUAGAUUUUACCUUUGUUCUUCUAGGUCAAUGGUUUUCAAACUUUACUAUAUGGGGUCUAUAAAUAAAACUGUAUAUUCUGAGUGGUUUCAGAGAUUUUCAAAGAUUGAUUUUGACCUGUGUGUAUGUGUGUUUUACUUUGUAUGUGAACCAGCAUCAUUUAUUUAUUAUCCCAUUUUGCAAUAAGGAAAUUUAGGCACAGAAUAAUUAAGUAAUUUUCCCAGGAUGAUCUAUAUGCUCUGUGAAGCAGAGGGAACAACUCUUAAAAGCUGGUCAGAAAAAUUUCAAGUUGACUAAAGUGAAGCCACUGUUAUUUCCUGUGCAGAUAUAGUACUUUAGAUUAUAUAAUGUUAGAUAUGGUUCUUUUGAGUUGUCUGAGAGUGGUUUAACAUGAUUCUACCCCAUUCACCUAAAAAUAACUUUAUUCAAUAAGAAUAAUCCUUAAUGAAGCAUAAUUUGAAUAAUUUGCCAGUGAAAAUUAACUCUUUCUGUAAGUCUAUAGUGUGGGGAUACUUCUUUUCAUAUGUUCAAAAAAUUCUAAUAUCAUGUAAUGUGGUUCUGAAAAUUGUCCCUGUUUUAUUUAUAGAAGCUACUUUGUGCUACAUUCAUGCUCUUAGGCAUUAGAUAAUGUAGUCAAAAUGUAUGGGUAUUAUAAGCAUAUUGUAUGUGCUACAUAUAUAUAUAUAUUUACUAAUUAACUAGUUUAAUAGCAGCAAGAUUUAGACUCCAAACUUCAAAGCAUUGGUUCAAAGUGGUAGAAGAUGAUGGAGAAUCUCUAUUCACUCCUUUACACCCACCAUUUUAAUUCUGAUGGCUAAGUAGACAUUUACAGAUUUUCCCUGGGGACUUUGGCAAUACCUGCCCUACCUCAUGAGAUAAGUCCCAAAAUUAAAAGCUACUUUGCUCAGCUGAGAGUAAUAAGGAGGUAAUCUGUUGAAGCUUAGGUUUUAGACCUUUUAAUAGUCACCCCUCUUAUCUCCCACUGCCAAAAACAAAACAAAAAAAAGCAAAACUGUAUCUGGAACCCAAAAAUAGAAAGUAGAUGUCACCUUGAAAAAUCUCAAAAUUAAUUUAAUUAAACUAAUAAGCAAAAUUUGAAAAGGAGUAAGAACUUUUUAUUUCAAAGUUGAAUGGUUACUAUCAGCAUUUACUAAUACUCUUUAUGAGAAUUCAGAUAAUAUGAUUAACACAACAUGGUAAGUGUUACAUUAACUUUUUAUUAUACAACUAUCAGUAUGUAAUGAACAACGUUCAGGACAUUAUGCCUAGCAUUUAAUUGAGCUCUGCACAAAGUGUUAUGACAGGGAGCAGUUUUAUAUAGAUGUCUGUGUACAAACCUGAAUUUAAAGCCAGACCUGUUUUGAGCUUCACCCUUACUUGCUAGUGAAAUAUUUAUCGUAAGUUCAUAUGUUUGGAGAUGACAGAGAAAGCUUUUCUGCAAGAUCUGUAUAUCAUUAAAAGGGUUAAUCAGGCCACUUGAGUCAAUAACACAUUAAAGCUCUCUGGAUUACAAAUGUGUGUGUCUGUUAUGUAUGUAUGUAUGAAUGAUUUUCUUUUUUAUUCCAAUCAAAUGUUUAUGAAGCCUCCAAAUUGCCUCUGCUAAAUCAUUAUCUUUGUUGAAGUGAUUUGGGAAAAUGCAGAUCUGGGCUAUAAGUUCAGCUUUUUAUUUAGUCAUUACUUAAAAUUCACAGAAUAAUUGGAAGUAUACGUGGUAGUUUUAUAGAUCCUUUCCUUUCUGGAAUCCUGUAAUGUUUCUUGGUAUUGGAUGUCAACUUCAAAAUUUUGAGAAGGAAUAUACUUGCUAAGAGUAAUACAGAAAUGCUUGUUACGAUAUUUCUGUAUUUCUUAAUAACAAGUCAUGCUCAAAAUGUGGUUUCUCCAGUUUGACCAUUAAGCCCUCAGUACUCAGGAACAUGACUUAAAGCACUCACAUGAAAGAACAGCAGUUCAGGAAACUGGGAAUAAACAAGUGGAACAGUGGGAAUCAGGCAGUGCAUUUCAGGCAGUUCUGGGAUUAGCAGUUAGGUAUUCAUAUGGACUCAGUUUGUGAGAGGUUUCCAUCAAUGGCUCUUCAAAUUUAAGCAGCAAAGGCCACCAACUCCUAAAAUACAGUGAUCUUUAA
This is a messenger RNA of Callithrix jacchus (white-tufted-ear marmoset), 10198 nucleotides long. It is a transcript of the gene ERBIN, whose product is annotated as erbb2 interacting protein. Gene Ontology annotation, biological process: neurotransmitter receptor transport, endosome to postsynaptic membrane; cell-cell adhesion; neurotransmitter receptor transport postsynaptic membrane to endosome. The record is from RefSeq and is a predicted model, not a curated record. NCBI's taxonomy places the organism in Eukaryota, Metazoa, Chordata, Mammalia, Primates, Cebidae. Gene Ontology annotation, cellular component: basolateral plasma membrane; postsynaptic density; postsynaptic membrane. Gene Ontology annotation, molecular function: protein kinase binding.